This is a messenger RNA of Benincasa hispida (wax gourd), 783 nucleotides long. The record is from RefSeq and is a predicted model, not a curated record. NCBI's taxonomy places the organism in Eukaryota, Viridiplantae, Streptophyta, Magnoliopsida, Cucurbitales, Cucurbitaceae.
UUAGUAUAUGAAUACAUGGAUAAUAAUAAUCUUGCUCAAGCAGUGUUUGGACCUGAAGAAAGCCAAUUGAAACUAGAUUGGCCAACAAGACAGAAAAUUUGUAUUAGUAUAGCCAAAGGUUUGGCUUAUCUUCAUGAGGAAUCAAGAUUGAAGAUUGUUCACAGAGAUAUCAAAGCGAAUAAUGUAUUGUUAGAUAAAAAUCUCAACCCCAAGAUUUCGGACUUUGGUCUUGCCAAGCUUGACGAAGAAGGAAAUAUCCACAUAAGCACUCGAAUUGCUGGAACUUUUGGUUAUAUUGCGCCAGAGUAUGCAAUGCGAGGUUACUUAACUGAUAAAGCAGACGUUUACAGUUUUGGCAUUGUGGCCUUGGAAAUAUUUAGUGGAAGGAGCAAUACUACUUAUCGAUCAAAGGAUGAUUGCUUUUAUCUACUUGAUUGGGCACUUGAACUAAAAGAAAAAGAGAGUUUAAUGGAGCUAGUUGAUCCAAGGUUAGGGCCUAAUUUCAACCAGAGAGAGGCCAUGAACAUGAUCAAUAUUGCUCUGCAUUGCACCAAUGUGGUUCCAGCAGAAAGGCCUAAGAUGUCUGUAGUAAUGGGGAUGUUGGAAGGCAAGAUUGUUGUCAAGGAAUUGGUUUCACAUCCAAAUGAGUCAAGAGCAAAGAUGGGUGCAAUUUUGGAGCAAAGUUUGGAACAAACUAACAAUCAGAAAGUUUGGAACAAACUAACAAUCAGAACCAGACAGAAGUUGACAUCUCAAGUACCAAUUAUUCUUCAACAUCAAUGA